CUGCUGGUGAGAAAAAACGUAGAUAUUUUUCUCCAACUCCAAGUUUGCAGGUUCGAAACUUCUUGUCGAGUGCUGAUGUUGAUUCAGAUGAUUAUGAACUUGAUUUUGAAGCGGAUGAUGUUGAAAGUGUAGAUUAUGAGGGUUGCAUAUCGCCAAAGUAUAUUGAGCAUAUUCAAAUGUUGAAGCGAAACAAACUGGGCAUAUAUGCUUCUUCCAAACAACAUCCAAUCGAUCAAGGUUUUUAA
Molecule: messenger RNA, 245 nt
Organism: Caenorhabditis angaria
Lineage: Eukaryota; Metazoa; Nematoda; Chromadorea; Rhabditida; Rhabditidae
Source: the annotation of a GenBank genome assembly